Molecule: messenger RNA, 6769 nt
Organism: Salvelinus sp. IW2-2015
Lineage: Eukaryota; Metazoa; Chordata; Actinopteri; Salmoniformes; Salmonidae
Product: RNA-binding protein MEX3A-like
Molecular function (GO): RNA binding
Source: RefSeq, a predicted model, not a curated record
AUGACUUUGCACACUGCUCUGCUGUUCCUAGAAGCUGUCUUCAUCAGCGUCUGCCCCCAAAGCCUUUCAUUAACCUCUCCCCAGCCCCUACUCUCUGGCGAGGACGGUGGCGGGGCUCCUGGAACGGGAGUACAGGAUCGGAGUAACAAUAACAAUAACCAUCACAACCAUACCAAUAAUAUUGGCGGAGGUYMUGGUGACACAGGGCUUUUGCAAGGGAAGAACAAGUUAUGUGUCCUGUACGAGGGUUCUUCAAGUGAGACGAAAGGACGAGGCUGCAACAUAACAGAAUGCGUCCCCGUGCCCAGCUCAGAACAUGUGGCCGAAAUAGUGGGGAGACAAGGUUGCAAGAUCAAAGCCUUGCGGGCCAAGACCAACACCUACAUCAAGACUCCCGUGAGGGGCGAGGAGCCGGUGUUUCUCAUCACGGGCCGAAAGGAGGAUGUGGCCCUGGCCCGGCGCGAGAUCAUCUCUGCCGCCGAGCACUUCUCCAUGCUCCGAGCUUCCCGCAACAAGCUGGGUGUGUCGUUCAGCGGUUCCCCGCCUGCGCCUCUGCCGGGCCAGACCACCAUCCAGGUGAGGGUGCCCUACCGCGUGGUGGGGCUGGUGGUGGGGCCCAAGGGUUCCACCAUCAAACGCAUCCAACAGCAAACCUGCACCUACAURGUCACCCCUAGCCGAGACCGUGACCCRGUCUUCGAGAUCACGGGAUCACCRAGCAACGCCGAGAGGGCCCGUGAGGAGAUCGAGGCGCACAUCGCAUUCCGAACGGGAGGUCUGCARGACCACAACAACGAGAAUGACUGCUUGGGGCCGGAUGGCGGCAGCCCAGUAGGCUCCGGGGGUCUGGAGAGRCGCCUGCAGCAGGUGUGGGGUCUGCAGGGGGGCCAGCGCAAGCCYUUGACCAGRAGCUUCCGCCAGAACUUCUCAGAUGCCAUGGUUGGAGGAGGYGAAGGAGGUGGGGUAAUCUWCAGCAAGGGCAACUUCAACAGCCCUGGAGAGAAGCCCUGCUCCUACUUUGGCUCAGAGGGCACCCAGAGUUGGGGAGACCCAGACUACCCAAAACAGGUGGCUUUCUAUGCCCAGCAGCGCUCCAAGAGCUUUGGAGGCCUGCCCCUGCCCCUAACCAGACUCUCUCCAGGCCUUUCUGACCCCUGUGGAGGGAACAACGGCAACUCCUCGGGCACCAGCAUCACUAUUCUGUCUGGCUCGCCUCAUGCCCAGGCCCGCCGUGCCCACAGCGAGCCAACCUCGGGAGCGGGGUUCCCUGGACGCCUCCCUGUACCGGACUCGCCACCGGCCAUCCUCCGGGACUGCAUGACCUGCUUCGAGAGCAAAGUGACGGCCGCCCUGGUGCCCUGCGGCCACAACCUCUUCUGCAUGGAGUGUGCCAUCCGCAUCUGUGAGCUCAACCAUCCAGAGUGCCCGGUGUGCCACACCCUGGUCUCUCAGGCUAUCCGAAUAUUCUCCUAAAAAACACCACGUCAGUUUUUAUCAUUCGUUUUAUCACAGUGUUUGUUCGACAAUUAUUUACUAUUAUUAUUAUUAUGAUUAUUAUUAUACUUUUCUUUUCUCAGAAAAUGUUAAAACAAACAAGCAGAUAUUUUAGAAGGCACUGCUUGCUUUACUAAAAAGUAUAAGAAAUAUUUUGAAUUUUUUCUUUUAUAUAUAUACAUAUAUAUUUUAUAAAAGUUUUGUUUAUAAGAAAAGUAUAGUACCUAGCAUUUUUUCAGUUUUUUUUUACUGCUGCUGUUUUUCAUUCACGAAUCACAGUAUGGGCGGAGUAGUAGGAACGUGAACAUUUUACGAUUCAGAUUUAUUUUACCAUGAAGUGGUUUUAUAUGGAGAAAAGGAAGGAGGUGAUAAUUGAGGUURAGUUUAACUCCCUGGUAUCUUAUCUGUACCUGAAUGAUAUGGGAAGUCAAAAUCAAACAGAAGGAAAAAGAUUGAAUCUUUCAUUGCACCUUAUAAUCGUCUUAGUUUCGGAUAGUCAGAUUAAUGAUUGUCAAUCAUCCKGAAAAAUAACGUAGCUGAUGAAAAGGUAAAUCCCUCAAUGUGGCUCGAAAAAAUGGAACAAGCUUUGAUAUUGUCAUUGAAAGUCUAAAUUUGUUCCAAUCGAAGGACAGACUAUUCCAUCAUUGUCAUCUUUCUGACAUUUGUGUCCCUUUACAAGCUCUUUGUUAUACCUGGUAGUCRUCCCUAAACACCUGUUAGAAUGGUAACAAUAUGGGACAGAAUAGCAGACAAACGCCUUUCUUUAUGCAGAUAUGUCUUACAGAUUUCCUUUUUCACAAAGAGGUGAAUGAAUGCAACACAUUGUAUUGCUGAAAUAUCACUGCAGUUUGGUGAAAAGUUACAGCGAUGCCUGUUCCUCGUGGCACUUGAAAAGCAUGUUUCUUUCGCCGGUGUUAAGCACUGAUUUAAUUUGUGAGGCCAAAASCCUUGGAAUUCAUCCAGUUGGCUAAUUUGGGAGAUCCGUCUCCCCGACGGACUAGUUUCAAAGCCAACUUAUACCCACUUUAUUGUCUUAUGUGGUAAUUUAGCUGUUAUCUGAACGAUGUAGGACAAAAAUGAGAGCCACUUUUGACAGGCAUCUCUCUGAGGUUUGCGCAGUUAGAGCGUCAGCCAUUAGAGUGGACAGAAGCUGAGGAAAACACUGAGCUGUUCUCUGAAUUGGUAAUAGAGUGUGCCUAAAUGGGCGAAAAGCUCCUAGAAUACAGUACCACCAUCCACAACGCUCCCUCGCCACCCCCGUCCAGCAGCUUUGUAUUUUAGCUCAGAGGCCUAUAAUUAUCAGAGCUGUGCAGAAGCAGGUGUUUAAUAGCCCCCUCUUUUUCUAUUUUCUUUGGGAGUGGCUUACCCCCCCUCGCUUACUGUUCGAUCGUUGGCUGUUGAAGGUAGUAAUGACUGCAGCUGACCCACAAUGCAUUGCCUCCCUGAGUGGGGCGUAUUGUCUGGGCCCAGCGGUGGCGUGGGCCCGGAGUGCUCGGACACGGCCCGGAGAGACUCAUUGAUAAUUAGGCAAAUUGUCCGGUCCAGGUGCGGACCGUGUGGCGACCCUGGUGCUGAAUGGGGGGUGAGACAGAGUCCCGGCGUGGGCUGCUGACCGCCCCACCCCUCUGUCACAGGCACAGAAGGUCCAGUCUGGGUGCAGCUGGGCGAAUGGGACCCCUCCUUCCAUAUCCCCCUCCCUCUUUCCUUCUCUGCUGCUCUGAGCUAUCCCUACUGGGGAGAGGGGCCUCCUUUGUCCCAACACUCAGGAAAAAAGCAGCAUAUGAAAGAAAGAGACCAACUGAACAGGCUGCCAGCUCUGAAAUGAGAGUGAGGGGACUUUGGAGAAAGAAAGGAUAUCUACAGUGUCAGUAGAUACAGUAAUUACCUAGUGUACAAUUCUGACACACAGAUCCAAUUCUUUGAAAUGCCCCACUGAACUAGAUGUCUCCAUGUGUUCUCAAUAAGAUAAGGGCAUGAAAACAUGCAGACAUAUAUCAUUUAAGAGUACGAGGAGUCUGAUCACUUGGAGUUCAUCGCCCCCCCAAUUUGGAUGGAGGCCUUUGUGACAGAGAGRGAGUGCAGAUCGAAGUUUCCAUAGAGAGCKCCCCCGCCCCCCUUUAUCUCCUGUCUGUAUGGGACAUCCUGCAGCUGCCCACUCACCACAGACACACAGGCUUAGCCAAUGGCAGGCUAGCACUGGGCCUUCAGAAUGAAAUCAGACGAUUGUAAUUGACAGGAAAGCGGAGGAAACGCCCCAUUUAGCCACCACUCAUGCUGAAUCAAAUUACACACCCUUUGCCUCUGCCUUAGCCCCAGCCUGGGGAUUUCAGAGGGAGGGAGGGGGGAUUAGAGCCGUUGGAGGAUAAGAGGGGGGCUUUUUGGGGUGGAGAGAGAGAAGGCUGCUCCCAAAGAAAAGAGAACCUGCAGAUCUAGUCUUUGUGAGAGGGGUAGUUAGAAGGCUGCUGCCUCAUGUUUGCUGGUGGUGGCAGGUGAACAAGGACAUGCUGGUGAUUCAGCUGGUCUCCCACUAACACUGCAUCAGAUCGCUCUAUUAAGUUGUUUUUUCAGGAGAACUCUUUUGCUCAACUUUUGUCCAUCAAAAUAUGAUGAAUAGUUACAAUAGACUGUUGUCCCUAGUCUAGGCAGCAACAGAGCCCCCCUUUCCCCAUUCUAUUGUCAGCAGACCACUCCUGUUGUCCAUGGACUGUGAAGAAAUAGAACUGUACUUUCAGAGUAUCUAAAUUUUAUUACAUAUUUAGAAAUCAAUUGACUAUUUAUUAAUGGGGAGAACUGCACAGUGGUUUGGUCUGAACUGUCAAUGACAAWUUCAAGGCAGUAUAACGCUGUUAACUGAAUAUAGUAUUUUCUAUUCUUUUUUUAUUUUGUUUUAAGCCUUAAUAUUUUGUAUUAAAAGAUAAAUAUUGCUUUCACUUUGGCAUGAAAGUUUAGUGACAUACAGUAGGCCUUCAAUAGUAUUGCCCCUUAAAAAAAACUUUCACGUAACUAUUUGUCAGAAAAGAACGUGAAUCAACCGGGUUGGGUGGGAUUAAAUGGAAUUGGGAAAUUAGCCUCUUAAACCCUUUACAUUAAAAUAUAGAGUAAAGCACCUUAUUGUAAGAAAACACAUAUAAUUAAUACCAAACCGACCACUGAUGGUGAAUAUUUCUUCAUAGAUUUUGAAAGACAUGCACAUAAGGUUUCCCUAUCAUGUUUUUAUAAUAUAAUUAUUGUUAUUCCUUGUAGUAGUGGUAUUAUGGGAGACCUCUCAUCCAUUCAGUCAGUACUGAUGACUUGGUUGAGUUUGCACUGGUUUAAUGUAGAGGGCUUUUUAGAGAGUCUCACUGUUUUAGAGGCUGUGGGAGAAAUUUGCAUUGUGCUUUAUGAGAAAGGAUUCUGCGCAUCUGUGUGUAUAUAUAUAUAUCAGUAAUUUACAUCCAGUCAAAUGCCUGCUAUAUAAGUGGGAUUUUGAUUAUUUUUACAAGGUGAAAAUAUCCUUUUGAAUUUGUUUGUUUAUGGACUUUUAAGAUCACUUUGAUUUAUAUAUAUAUAUAUAAUGUCCCCUCAUCCUUAAACAUAAAGACAUAUAUUGAUAGGCUACUUAUAUGUAUGGAUCUAAUAAACUUAAGCAUUUCAUCAAGUCAAAUAUAUAGAUAAGAAUACCACAAUACCACAUACUGUAAUGAUGAAUACAGGGCUGUAUUGAUGUUUCCACUGACAUAUACCGAUACAUUCUCUCAAAUAUGUAAAGACAUGUGUUCUAAAAUAUUCCUAGAUCCUUUUGGAUGAAUCAGGUUUUAUGUACAUUAGGAUGAAAAGCAAUAAUGUCAAUACUGCAACAGUAAACAAAAAAGCCAGUUUAGUAAGUUCAUAGAAUUCAGCACUAUCCAUAACGCAACCUUGAUUCAUUUGAAUAUUAUUCCAUUUUUGGUCUAAUAUCUUCUAAAAAUGCAUAUGGAUUUAUGCCAAUGUAGGAUGAGAAAUGUAAUUAAUUAGUAACAGUUUUAGGCACAAUAGCAUGUUUUUGUUGCUUUCCUACGUCUUGCUUUUAGUAARUUUUGACUGCUUAAUCCCGUCUUUUUCACAUUGAAUAUUAAUAAGACUGCAAGUAUACCUCAAAUACAGGGUGUGCCAACACCAGUGCAACCUCAAGAUUUCCUCCUCUUAGUAUAUGUGGAAUUUUGAGAUCACAAUACCUAUUAUUUGGAAGAAACCAAUUGCAUUGUACAAGUAAGCUUUUCAGUGUAAACAUACAAUGCUUUUCAGAAACAUAACAUGAACAAUUGAGGCAUUUCCUGUCUGUCGAAAGCAGGAACUCAUAACAACUUAAAUCACACACUAAAGUAGACACAAUGGUAAGACAGAAGGUUGGAUUAUUUCCAUAGGAUCUGUCGAAGACCUCUUCCAUAUGAACGUAUUCUGAUGCCCAAUGCAUUGAGCCAAACAUUUUCAUCACUUGGGAAAGUAGCAUUUAUUUAACAUGUAUUACUCUGUAUUUAUUCAUGUUUAGGGAGAAACGUUUAUAGUUACCAUAAGCAUAUCAUGAGAAUAUAUUUCAGUUUUUAGAUUGGUUCCAAAACAUAUUUUGUAGCUGAUUUGAUGGCACAAAUUAAUUAUUUCUUUAUGCUGUCUGUUAUAAGUAGUUGUCAUUAUCCAGCAUUUAGCUGAUUUAAAAUAAAAGGUCAAAAGGUAGCCAAAGAACAAAACCUUGGAAGAGGUUCGAGGACAUCUAUAGGAAUGAUAUUGCGAAUCGUAAGCUUACAAUUCUACGAAUGUUAACACAUUUCGACCUUAUCAUAGUUUGGAUUUAUUGAUGAAGGUGGCUGAGGUCAAUACAAUAAUAAUCAGCUUUCAUUUUUAAUAACCCGCUAGUGAUAGUUUUGUCAAAAGUCAUACAGCAUACAAGCUUCAGUCAAUAUCUYUGAAAUGGAGCUUGUCUCAAUAAAGACAUCCUGUUUCAGUUUGGUCUUUUUUUUAUGCUACAGUAGCUUCAGUGAUCGAGUACCCAAUCACUGCCCAAAGACACCAGUCCUAAUGCAUCACCCUCUUAAGUUUUAUUUAUAUUGGUAUUAUUGCCAACUUAGAUUUAUGAAUAAUGAUGUCAAUAAGUUUUGUUUCAUCAUCACAGCUCUUAAUAUGAAAACGCUAGACUUGUCUUGGGAAGUUUAUGUUUCUUCAGAAUGGGGCAGGAACACAUACUAAAUGAGAAAAAUAAGGGUUCGAGAUUUGUCUCGAACUUCAGCUGAAGSGCUAGAUUCGUCUCAAAGACCCCAGACUG